Messenger RNA from Linepithema humile (Argentine ant), 5112 nucleotides. RefSeq names its product dally-like (gene dlp). The record is from RefSeq and is a predicted model, not a curated record. Lineage: Eukaryota; Metazoa; Arthropoda; Insecta; Hymenoptera; Formicidae. Gene Ontology annotation, cellular component: synapse; cell surface; extracellular region. Gene Ontology annotation, biological process: cell migration; regulation of signal transduction; regulation of protein localization to membrane.
UGAAUUUAAAAAUAUUGAGAAUUAAUGACCAUUCAUUAAUUUAGAAAUUGAUUUUUGCCAGCACCACGAGAAAUAAUAGUUUCAUAAAAAGAACUUUAUAUUAUAGUCAUAAAAUUACUUAACAUAAAGAUUUUCGGAAUUCGAAAAAAUUUCAACAGCCAGCAACAUGCUUUUUCGAUCCGCGAUCAAGUCUAUAUCUAUAUUUUUUAAAUAUUUUACAUAUUCGCGUAAUCAGUGCAGCGACGAUAAUAAGAACAUAAUCGCAUUUCCAGCGUAAUUUUUUCGCAUGUUUGUUUUUGUGAUUUUUUUUCCGAAUAUAACCUUCUAUUCGCUUAAAUUCGAUAAACGAUCUGCAGGAUGAUCUUUUUUAAUUAAUUUUGUACUUUUUUAUUGCUCGCCGUUUCACGUAAAAUCAUUCUAUAUCGAAAUUUGUCUUUUACGCGAAUGUCGAUCAAGAUUCAUCGGAAUAUAGGCAAAGCUUUCUCGGGCGCAAUCAGUUGUUUCCGUUAGAUGUCGUUUUUGAUCUCCCGUGGGAUUUAUCGCCAUAUUGUUUACUUUACGCGAGCCGAUUCGCAUUGUUAUCAGCUUUCUAUACGUUAUUUAUAUAUUUCGGCAAGAGUACGGUGGCGAAUGUGUACGGUAUCCGAUAAUGAAUAUAUUACGGAAGCGAUCGCGAUAAGAGUUGUGAUAAAAAGAGGAAAUCUUAAUUAUAAACGCGGGUAGUUGUCGCGAAUUAUCAACGCAUUUAGCGCAAGUUCGCGCUUGGAAAUGAAAGAUCGCGAAAACAGUUGCACAGUUGUGCACAGAAUUUAUGUCGAAAUCAUGGUUGUGUUUUUGUAAUCACCGCGAUCACACAUGUGCAUGAAAUGUGGAAGAACUUGGACAUGGACUCGGACUCUGAAGAUCUAGGGCAUACUUCGCGGUCGCCGGCUGUUGAGGUUAGGACAGCGGUACAUCUUGAUUUUCCUAAUGCGCGUUGAAUUCUGCAGUAUACAUAUAUCUGACCAGUUACGAAGGCGAAGGAACUGAAAAUAUGCGGCAGCGCAAGAAGCGGCGGCGAGGUGUGCUGCUCGGCCGACAUGGAAUUGAGACUACAGGCACGGGCACGCGACAAGCACGAGAAGAUCAUAAAAGAUACUCUCCAGAGACUGCACCAAGUCCUGUUUUCGCGAGGAAUCAAGUUCCACAAUUUUUUCAAGGAACUACUGUUAGACAGCAAGAAGGGCUUUCACGAGAUGUUCAAGAAGACCUACGGCAUCCUUUACGAACAGAAUUCGUAUGUCUUCACGGACUUCUUCAAGGAACUGGAGAGUUAUUAUCUGAAGGGAACGGUGGACCUCGAUGACGCUAUGGACAAUUUCUUUAACACUCUUUAUCAGAAGAUGUUCACGGUGCUCAACAGUCAGUACAACUUUGACAAUAAAUAUCUGGAAUGUGUAAGCGACCACAUGAAGGAAAUGCGACCAUUCGGGGACGUGCCGCAGAAAUUAAGCGUGCAAGUCAAACGAUCCUUUGUGGCUACAAGAGCCUUCAGCCAAGCUCUGACGAUCGCCGCGAACGUGCUGAAAAAUAUGCAAACGCUAAAACCAUCGAUAGAAUGCGCAGCUGCCGUGACCAGGAUGACAGUCUGUCCAUCCUGUAGUGGUAUACCGGGCACCGUGCUGGCGUGCGGCGACAUGUGUACCAAUGUGAUGAAGGGUUGCUUGGCGCAUCACGCGGCACUCGACGCUGAAUGGAAUCAGUUCGUUGAGGCCGUAGACAAAGUCGCCGAUCGGCUGCUCGGACCGUUCAACAUCGAGGUGCUCGUGCGUCCGAUCAAUCUGAAGAUCUCCGAGGCAAUCAUGAACUUCCAGGAGAGCAGCCAGGAUGUGUCGCAGCGAGUGUUUACCGGCUGCGGUCGACCGGUGCUGGGCAGACGUAGGCGUAGAGACAAUCGCGAGCUGGAAUUGGAGUCCCUGAACUUCGAUCAGGAAACGACGACGGAUGAUCGCUCCUUUUCUCACGUGGACAAGCUGGUAAAAGAGAUACGCCAGCGGGUGCGCGACUCCAGGCAGUUCUGGAUCUAUUUACCCUAUCGAAUGUGCAACGAAGGUCUGGCGGUGCCACCCAGCAACACGAAGGAAUGUUGGAACGGCACGCACGUGGACAAAUACGUAUACCCCGUGUCCUCGGACGGCGAAUCUCAAAUGAUGAAUCCAGAGGUACGCAGCAUAGGAACAAAAACGAUCGUGAAGGAUCAGAUUUUCGCGCUCAGCGGCAUCACAAAUAGGUUGAAGUUGGCAUACAACGGGCAGGAUGUCGACUGGUUAGACAACGAGGACGAGGAGUGGAACGGUUCCGGCAGCGGUUCGGGUGGCGGUGCGUUCACCGACGACGAGGACGGCUACGGCGAGGGCUCCGGCUACGAUAAGCCGCGCGUCGUAGAAUCAGAGCCGGAACCGCCGCAGAAACAGCCGCUGCCGCCAGUUGUCCACGAGCCGGAAUCGCCGAAGGUGGACAUCGCCGAGGAUCCGCAAAAGGGCACCGGCACGAGCAACGCGGACGCAGGUAACAACCAAACCACCGCCGUGGACAGUGGCGGCAGCGCCAGCAGGCAGAAGAUGUCGCUGUCCAGGGCGCUGACGACGUACCUGGUGCCGAUAGUGGUGAUGUGGUUCGGCGGUGUCUUCAAUGAGAUUCUGUGAUUGUGCGGACCCCGCGACUGUGAGCGUAGCGCAGUGUAAAUAAUAUUAUUCGUUUGCGUGCCACGAUCUCCGACGGAGAUCGAUGGAGGAUGAGAAGAGGACUAACGACGGACUCUCGCUUCGCGAAUCUCGCGGAGCUCCGCCAAGGACGCUUCGAGAAGAAAUGGGUCAGAAGACGUUUUUUGCAAACGGAGCGUCCCCGAAUCCAUUCCCAGACCUCGAUAUAAUUACUCGCUAAAUCGACACAAUUGAUCGACCUUUCGGAAUUUUAGAUGUAUAGUAUUUUAGACGUGUUAACGUUGUAUCAGAUUCUUACCGCGAAUUACCGAAAUUCGAGCUUCUGCGUAAAGAAAUCAUCAGCCGUGAUAGGAUACCGCAUUUUAAUCUAAACCGAGUCUUUCCGAAUUUAAGAUUAUAUUACCUUGUCAGAAUUUUACUGCCAAUCGAAAUUACGAGUUCGAACGAAUUAUCGAUAAUGCGAGUAAAGAAUUUAUCAUCACGGAGAGAUGACUCAUACGGAUCGGAUCGAAUCUUUCUGAACUUUAGAUGCACUCUUUUAACCUUAUAGAAAUAUUACUGCCAACUGAGAAUUUUCACACUUUCUCACCCUUUUUAUCCGAAUAUUCGAUGAUACCGUAAUAUUAUCCUCUAUUUCAUCUAUUUCGGACACUUCAGGCGUUUGAUAAGCGUCAAAUCGUACGGCCAAAGAUGAGAUCGUCGAUCAAACGGGUGCGAUUACUUAUCGAUAUCUUGCGUACAUCGUACCGCAUAGCGUGUCGAUAAUCGCUGCACGAGCGUAAUUGAAAAGCAAUGUAUCCCAUGCGCCGAUAAUCGCGGCGAUUUCGUUAUACACAAACCCGAAACAAUCAUGCGACGAGAGAGACGGAAACAUUAUAACAUAUACGUAAAACGAACUGAACAGAGUAUACGAGCGGAAGCAGGACUGAGUAUUUAUUAAGUGUUCGACAGGAUUUCGAAUGCACACGAGUCCUGAGUACGUGGCAGGAGGCACGAACAAUCAGAAUCCUUGUCCUCGUGACGUUUCGUCAUGUAUGGAUUUUUGCUGCGACCCCGUAUAUACAUAUAUGCCAUAUUGAUUAAAAUAAUCUUCGCUUCGUGCGACAGAAGUGCGAAGAUUUUAACCGAGUAAUUUUAGCGCUGAAUGACACCGCUUGAUUUUAAUUUUACAUUAGCAAUGAACGCGAUCUAUUAACAUUAGAUCAUUAUUGUAUUAUUAUUAUCUUUUAUAGAAUUAUUGAAAGAUGCAAAAGAAUCGUAAAGUACGGGAUUGCGGCGACACCGUAAAUCCAGACGAGGAUUCAACUUGGCUCACGUUAUAUGCGAGAUUUAUUAAUGGAAAGUACAGUGUUCUCGGCGCUGUCGGUAUUGCCAAUGACAAAUAUGAUCCCUUCGGACAGCUCGAUACGAUGCAAUCAAGUGGAAGUAGCAAUUAAUCGAUAAUAAUGGCUUCAGUGAAUUCCGAAGGGGAUAUGUUUGAUAUUAUCGCGAAACCGAACCGUAACACUGUAGCAUUAAUUUGCUUUAGAAUUAAAAGCAUGGAAAACGCGCGUGAAAGAUAUUCGUUAUGAUAUAAGAUGUAAAUAAGGAGAAUGGCGAUAAGAAUAAAAAAAAAAGAGUGUGAUAAGAAUGCGGAGACGCGUACACCUUUCGCGUUUGAAAUGAAAUAUAUGUACAUGCGCUUCAGACAUCAUAGAACGAAAAGGGAAAACGAAAAAAUUAUGAAUGAUGUAGAAAGUGCAGUUGUAAAAAGGAAAUAGAACUUUUGUUCCUCGAUAUUGUAUUGUGGAACGGCCGAUUUCGCAUUCGUCAUUGUACGAACUAUCGAACAAAAUGAUGGUAUUUGUCAGCAAUGUCAUUAUUUUUCCAAUUGCUUUUAAUUAGACUUUGUUACGAGGUUAUUUUUUAACUUAAUAAAUAAAUGUAAGAUAUAUAAUGUUGAAUUGUAAAUAAAAUUAACAGUUAUUUUUUUAAGAAAUUAUAAGCUUCUUAAAUACAAAAUCUUUUUUGCGUAAAAUGUCUGGCGUCUUGUGUAAACAAAUUUUUGUCCGGUUUUUUUUUAUGUUAUGUAUUUUUAUAUUAACCAUUCUUCGAGCUAUUCAUGUUUCGUCAAAAUGUAUGACUUAUACCAUUAUACCGUUCAACGGCUUAUAUUACCCGCUAUUUUGCCGUAUUGUUCGCGUAGCCAUUGUCAACUCGAAGGUAACAGUGUCAAAGUGAUGUGAGAAAACGGCGGUCGGAGGCGGGCUUCUGUGAUAAAAUCAAAUAGAUCGAGCAUUAUGACCGCUCUCCAUUCAUCCGCGCUUUCUUUUUCGGCUCGCAGUUGGAGGAUGAGGGGUGCGCGAGCGCGCGAGGGACAUUUAUUGAAAAAAUAAAUCUAGUGAAAUAUUAAAAUAGAAUAUUAUGAAUA